This is a messenger RNA of Phasianus colchicus (ring-necked pheasant), 2193 nucleotides long. RefSeq names its product retinoic acid-induced protein 3-like. The record is from RefSeq and is a predicted model, not a curated record. Gene Ontology annotation, biological process: G protein-coupled receptor signaling pathway. Gene Ontology annotation, molecular function: G protein-coupled receptor activity; protein kinase activator activity. Gene Ontology annotation, cellular component: plasma membrane; intracellular membrane-bounded organelle; extracellular exosome. Lineage: Eukaryota; Metazoa; Chordata; Aves; Galliformes; Phasianidae.
CCACACCUCCACAACCCUCCAGCUUUUAAAGCUCCAAAGGAGCGUGAGUGCGGGGCUGCUGCUCCGCUGGGUUCACAGGAGUGGAAGUGGCUGUGUUACUGGUGUGCUAAGAGGUAGCCUCUUCCAGCUGGAGUCUCCCUGCUGCCUUCUCGGGGCAGGAUCCACCAAGCUUUGAGGAAACAUUUCCUUGUGAAGUUAUUCAAGAAGACAUCAAGAUGACGACACCGCCUCCUCGAGGCUGCGGCAGCAUCCAUGCUGACUACUUCCUACUUUGUGACAUGGAUCAGGCUUGGGGGAUUGUCCUGGAGUCGCUGGCUGCAGCUGGAGUCCUUGUCACCGUUUUCCUCAUCUGCUCCCUCUUCUUCCUCAUCUGUAAAAUCCAAGAUAACAGCAAGAGGCACAUGGUCUCCAUCUAUUUCUUCUUCCUCUUAGGCACACUCGGCAUUUUUGGCAUCACUUUUGCCUUCAUUAUUAAAAGCAAUGACAGGAUUCGCCCCACUCGCUUCUUCCUGUUUGGAGUCCUCUUUGCACUCUGCUUCUCCUGCCUCCUCACCCAUGCCUCCAAUCUCGUCAGACUAGUGAGAGGAAAAAAGCCCUUCUCCUGGCCAGUGUUGCUGCUAAUAAUUGUUUCCUUUGCUCUGGUGCAAGUUGUGAUCAACAUUGAAUACCUAGUCACCAUGCUGGUAAAAGGUAGAAGUACAUUUUUGAAUAUGGGUUCAGAGGAGGCCAACAAGGACUUUGUCAUGCUUCUGAUCUAUGUGCUCUUCUUGAUGGCUUUGACCUUCCUGGUUUCCAUGUUCACAUUCUGUGGGCCAUAUAAGAGCUGGAAGAGACAUGGAGCACACAUCUUUGUCACUGUCCUGUUCUCCAUUGCCAUUUGGGUUGUGUGGAUCACUAUGCUCACAAGAGGCAACGAGUCUUUAGGGAAAACUAAUUGGGAUGAUCCUGUUGUGGCCAUUGCUCUGGUGUCCAAUGGAUGGAUCUUCUUGAUAAUGUAUAUCAUCCCUGAAAUUUGUUUCCUCACUGCCCCUCUCAAGCUGGGGGACUACCCUCCAGAAAAUGACUUCUGCCAACCCACGUUCAUAAAGCAGGCGACUGGAGUGGACAACCAUGCCUAUACCCAAGAUGAAACUGUGCAAGGAGACAGGGAAGGCACCAGCUACUCCCCGUACUCUGCUCACCUCCAGAUGAAGACCCUUGAUGCAAAGAAUGAUUUCUCCAUCCCUCGGGCCAAGGCCCACCCAAGCCCAUACCAUGACUACACUGGUGGGAAAGGCCCCAUGUAGCAGCUGUGCAGGGAGCAAAGAGACUAAGGGCCACUCAGUGACAGUGCUGAUCCCGCAGAAGAGACAGACUCAGACCCACACUGGCAAUGCUGACAACGAGAGGCCCUGUUUUCCCUCAGCUUUCCCACCAGCACCCCUCUCAUUCCUGGAAGACACCUCUCGGACACGGCUCUGCCAAUCGUUUCUACGUGGGAUGGAGCUCAUUCUGGGGAGAGCAUGCCCUGGCCUAUUUCCAGCAGGAAUGCUGCAGGGCUAGAGCAGCAGGAAGUUCACCAGCUGGGCCCACGGCCUGCUCUGUCCCAGACUGGCCCACGUGUCUGCCUGGGCCCCGCAUCUGUCACGAGAAGAGAAAGGAACAGCAGCACCAGCGCUCCGUGUCCCAGCUGCUGCCCACCUGCAAGUGCACUGUGGGUGCCAGCAUUGAAACACCCCACCUGUUUGCCCUGACACAUUUUCUGAUUUGCUGUCGAGUACCCACCUCCCCAGCUACGACCCCCCACCACACGCUCCAGCAAAGCACCCCCAGGGGCUGCCAUACCCCACAGACCCUCCCGACCACCCCAACCUAUGGGAGCCUGCAAUCUUCUGCAGCUGCCUGCAAUACCCCCAUCCCGAGCUCUGCCUCCUCCCGAGUGUUUCUGCGGCAUUAUCACCAACAUUUCUCAAGCAGCCAGGUUGUGGAGGAUUUGCUUUGUCCCAGGGAUGAGUGCACACGAGCGUGUGCACACAUGUGCCCGCCCAUGUGCUGCAAGGACUGCGCCCUGCAGAGCUGAAUCACUCCGCAUCCUGCUUUGCAUUCAGCAAAUAGCUUUCUGUGGUAUUUCGUACAUAGACACACAGAGCUCUCCAAGUGGGUGUGUGUGGUAUGCUGGCGUCUGACACAGCUAUAUAUUUAUUUAGUUCUUUG